This is a messenger RNA of Mytilus californianus (California mussel), 1517 nucleotides long. RefSeq names its product eukaryotic translation initiation factor 4H-like. The transcript is spliced from 8 exons. Bases 22 to 924 code for a protein of 300 amino acids. Gene Ontology annotation, molecular function: RNA binding. Lineage: Eukaryota; Metazoa; Mollusca; Bivalvia; Mytilida; Mytilidae. The record is from RefSeq and is a predicted model, not a curated record.
AUCCGGUUUUUCUAAACCAAUAUGGCCGAUUACGGUGAAGACGAUAAUUAUCAAUCUGGCGAUAGAUUCAGGGGUGAUAAUUACGACAACUACAAUAGUCGAGGAGGUGGUCAAAACAGAGGAUAUAGAGGUGGUGGGGGAGGGGGUAGAGGUGGAGGUGGACAGAAGCCUCUACCCACUGAACCCCCUUUCACAGCAUAUGUUGGUAAUCUACCCAAUGGUUUAGUGCAGGGAGAUUUAGAAUUAAUAUUUAAAGAUUUACGAGUUAGAAGUGUACGGCUUGUCAGAGACAGAGAUACAGAUAAAUUUAAAGGCUUUGCCUAUGUAGAAUUCGAAGAUUUAGAUUCAUUGAAAGAAGCUCUCACUUACCAUGGUGCAUUAUUUGAAGACAGAAAUCUGAGAGUUGAUAUUGCAGAAAGUAGAGAUCGAGGGAAAGAUAGGGGUAGAGGUCGUGGAGGUCAAGGAGGCUUUCGUGGAGGUAGUAGAGGAGGAGGAGGAAGAGGUGGUCGAGGGGGCAUGGACGGAGGAGGAUGGAAUGACAGGGGUAAUGAUCAUGAUGGACAAUUUGGUGACCGACGAGGGGGUCGAGGUGGUUACAGAGACAGAGGAGGAUUUGAUGGUGGAAGUAGUAGAGGAGGAGGAGGAGGAUACGAUCGUGGGGGAUCUUAUGGAGGUGGUGGCAGAUCAAGACAAGACCGUCCACCUAUGCGGGAAGAGGAAUUUCGUGAACCAUCUCCAGAAUCUGCAGCAGCAAGGCCUAAACUAAAACUGAAGCCAAGAACAGUAACGGCUCCAGUUCUUCAGACGAGUGAAGCUGGACGUAACACUAGUAUAUUUGGUACCGGUAAACCGCGUGAAGCAGCUGCAGACGUUGAAAGUAAAACUAGAAGUAGAAACGUUAGCGAAGGAAGUAAUCAAGAAUAGCUGUGUAAAUACUUAUGUGUCGAGAAACUCAAACGUGCUCCAUUGUCUCACUAUUCUCAAGAUGUCCAUGUGGCCAGCGCUUACCAAGAAUUACAUGAAUUAUGACCAACACGGAGACUUUCAGAUUGUUACUGAUGUUAAAAAACAUAUAUUUUUCUACCCAACUUUUAUUUCCAAUGAAAUUUUUUCCUACCUUGUUUGAAACUAACAAAUGAAAUUUUGCCAUUUGUUCAUUUAGCAUACUUUUAUAGUUUAUUAUUAGAAGAGUUGGGAGUCUGACGAAGAUCUUUUAAUUACACCAUAUGUUAGUUACCGUAGAUAGGAAAUAGACAUAUUUGUAAUGGUUGUGUUUAAAACAGAUAGUCAAUUUAGUCGAUUCAGAUUCUAGCAAACAAGAAUGCUUCUUAGUUGUUAACAGAUGCAGGGAAAUUUGAAUAUCUAAAUUAUCAUUUUCUUUGAUGUCAUUACGGUCACUUCUAUACUUUAUUCAUCCCUCAAGAUUUUUAUGUAUGCUUUUUUUCAGCUCAUGAAUCAAUUUAAUUGUAAGCUUAUGCAUGGUAUCUUUUAAGGUAUAUUAAGUCAAUAGAUUUCCU